Messenger RNA from Syzygium oleosum, 991 nucleotides. RefSeq lists its product as uncharacterized. Bases 75 to 533 code for a protein of 152 amino acids. Gene Ontology annotation, molecular function: protein binding. NCBI's taxonomy places the organism in Eukaryota, Viridiplantae, Streptophyta, Magnoliopsida, Myrtales, Myrtaceae. The transcript is spliced from 6 exons. The record is from RefSeq and is a predicted model, not a curated record.
CUUCUCAACUCUCUCUCUCUCUCUCUCGCGAGCUUCGAAACCAAAAUCCUCUGAAGAAAUUUUGCUGCGUGAAGAUGGGGGCGGAUUCAAGCUCGGCCGAACAUGCUCCGGCAGCCGCCGCGCCGGACGACGUCGAAGCCUUGCUCGAUGCUGCGAGAUACGGUGACAUGGAGGACGUCACGAGCUUAGCCACCGCCGGCGUUCCUCUCGAUUCGAGGGACGAGCAAGGCCGUACAGCUCUUCACAUGGCCGCGGCUAAUGGGCACCUCAACAUUGUGGAUUAUCUCAUCAGCAAAGGAGCGGAUGUUAAUGCUGCUAAUGUGGAGAAGAAUACUCCUCUUCAUUGGGCUUGUCUUAACGGUCAUGUUCAGGUGGUCCAUAGCUUGAUUCUGGCCAGAGCAAAUGCAAGCUUGCUGAACAGCCACGAGCGGACGCCAAUCGAUGAGGCAGUAAGCAGGGGGAAAUUGGAUGUCGUUGACGCAAUCAAUGCCGCUGCAGCGCAACUUGAACUGAAUGGCACAAGCAUGUCAUGAUGGAGAGAAAAUUGGGAUGAUAUGCUUGUAGCUAUCUCAAUUUUGCGUUUCUUCAUGGGAGAAAUGCUAGGCUCAUGUGGUGAGAGAUUCUAGUUAUAUUACGUGGUGGUUCUCGCAGUCUAUUGCCAAUGCCUCAAUUUUGUGAUGUCAGGAGCUAUAAGAUAUUCAUCAAAUAUCGAGAGCGGUCCAAUGUUGCUGACUGCAAGACAUUCUCAAAAGACUAGAUAAAUCGAAGGAAUCAAUAGAGAAGAUUGAGUAUUUAGUCCUUUAAAUUUUGAGUGACUGCCUAGACUAGAUCUUUAGUAUUUCAUGAAAGUGAAGAUCUUUUAAUUUGGCGCUCAUUUUAGCGACGUAUGUAAUGACAAAUGACAAGCGUGACACGGAUGACAUGCUUGUGUACUACAACCAGGAGCACUUAGUUUUGUCGUGACAUUCAUGACAUUUCAUUACCGAUAUCA